Molecule: messenger RNA, 966 nt
Organism: Aspergillus uvarum CBS 121591
Lineage: Eukaryota; Fungi; Ascomycota; Eurotiomycetes; Eurotiales; Aspergillaceae
Product: serine hydrolase domain-containing protein
Exons: 2
Coding region: 1-966 (321 amino acids)
Source: RefSeq, a predicted model, not a curated record
AUGUCGGAAACCUAUCUUUCGUUGGCCGAUGCCCAACGCGCAGGAAGGAACAUCUCCCAGGGUUAUUACCUCGAUACUAACGACCGGCUCCUGUCGACUCAGCGCGUUAGUAUGAGGAGCUCGCGGGGUGCGGGGAAUAUCAUCUCUUCAGUUGCAGAUUUUGCCAAAUGGAUUUCGACUCUCCUGCGCAGGGGCCCCCCGUUGUCCGAGGCUACUUACCGUGCUCUCUUCGGUGGCCACAGUAUCGCUUCCAAGGAGCCAGAGGCGCCCUUUGUGUCACCAGCGCUAUACGGGAUGGGCUGGGUGGUACAGACAUACCGCGGUGAAACCGUGAUCCAGCACGCUGGAUCCCAGUAUGGGUUCGGGUCUCUUGUGGCCCUACUACCGAAGCGCAAGCUGGGAACUGUGAUCAUGGGCAACAACAUGCGUGGGACCAAUGCGGCUGCUGAUAUCAUCGCUUUUGAUUUUAUAGAUGAUGUUCUCGAUAUCCCCGAAGAUGAACGCUUCGACUGGAGAAGAAGAGCCGAUGAACGAUUAGCAGCCGACCCACUCACCACUGACACUUUCCGUGAAUUACAUCCAUUUCUUCCAGAUCCACCUCUACUCUACCCGCUCAACCUUUCUGCGUAUGAGGGGAUGUUCAUACAUGCGGCGUAUCCCAACCUGACGUUAUCGAGUGAUUGCAAUGACGCGGCAGGUGGGAUUGUCUACGCGAAUGGAACAGGUGCUAAGCUCUGUGCAUCUCUGGUCAAACCAGGGGAUUAUUUCCCCAAGCCGCUGUCGCUGGAGAUGUACCAUGUUAGUGGUAGCUCUUGGGUACUGGUCACUACCAUAGCUGGGGCGAUGUCUGCGGCGCGAGCUGAAUUCAGGCUCGGCGCUGACGGACGCAAAGUGAGCCACAUGGGUGCUGAGGUUGAAUCCUCCAUGGCGCGGACAGGGGAGAAGAUUUGGUGGGCGCGUGUUUGA